AUGGGAAAGGAAAAGACCCAUAUCAACAUUGUCGUUAUUGGACACGUCGACUCCGGCAAGUCAACCACUACUGGUCACCUGAUCUACAAAUGUGGUGGAAUCGACAAAAGAACCAUCGAAAAAUUUGAGAAGGAAGCUGCUGAGAUGUGGAAGGGCUCCUUCAAGUAUGCCUGGGUCUUGGAUAAACUGAAAGCUGAACGUGAGCGAGGCAUCACCAUUGAUAUCUUCCUGUGGAAAUUUGAGACCAGCAAGUACUAUGUGACCAUCAUUGAUGCCCCAGGACACAGAGACUUUAUCAAAAACAUGAUUACAGGAACCUCACAAGCUGACUGUACUGUCCUGAUUGUUGCUGCUGGUGUUGGAGAAUUUGAAGCUGGUAUCUCUAAGAAUGGAAUGGACGAUCCAUAA
Chrysochloris asiatica (Cape golden mole) is the source of this 408-nucleotide messenger RNA. Its product is annotated as elongation factor 1-alpha 1-like. The coding region runs from base 1 to 408 and encodes 135 amino acids. Gene Ontology annotation, biological process: translational elongation; translation. The record is from RefSeq and is a predicted model, not a curated record. The transcript has 2 exons. NCBI's taxonomy places the organism in Eukaryota, Metazoa, Chordata, Mammalia, Afrosoricida, Chrysochloridae. Gene Ontology annotation, molecular function: translation elongation factor activity; GTP binding; GTPase activity.